Candoia aspera is the source of this 1191-nucleotide messenger RNA. It is a transcript of the gene PHOX2B, whose product is annotated as paired like homeobox 2B. Bases 319 to 1191 code for a protein of 290 amino acids. Gene Ontology annotation, biological process: enteric nervous system development; regulation of transcription by RNA polymerase II. Gene Ontology annotation, molecular function: RNA polymerase II transcription regulatory region sequence-specific DNA binding; DNA-binding transcription factor activity, RNA polymerase II-specific. The transcript is spliced from 3 exons. The record is from RefSeq and is a predicted model, not a curated record. Lineage: Eukaryota; Metazoa; Chordata; Lepidosauria; Squamata; Candoiidae.
CCGCCAGCCCAAUAGACUGAUGAGUUAUUGUCAUGUAAAAAGCGGCAGCGUUCAGACCCACCGCUUUGCUAUUGUCCAAGAGGAAAGAGCCAAGUUUAUUAUGAGGACUAUAUGCUCUAGAGACCUCAGGCAAGGCAGCUCAUAGGAGCCGUUUUUUCAUAAAACCAGGCUCGGCUGCUGGCGGGGAGGCCACUCUGGAAGCGAGAGCGGAGCGGUGAGCAUCUCUCCCCGGCCUCGGCUCUGCCCUCGGCCCCCCUCGGCCAGUCCGAUCCCGCCCCGGCCCCCCGACCCUUGGCUGGGCCAGCUCGAGCCUUUUCAAUGUAUAAAAUGGAAUAUUCCUACCUCAAUUCCUCCGCCUACGAGUCGUGCAUGGCUGGGAUGGACACGUCCAGCCUGGCCUCGGCUUACGCGGACUUCAGCUCGUGCAGCCAAGCCAGCGGCUUCCAGUAUAACCCCAUCAGGACCACUUUCGGGGCCACCUCCGGGUGCCCGUCGCUCACGCCCGGAUCCUGCAGCCUGGGCACCCUUAGGGACCACCAGAGCAGCCCCUACGCGGCAGUCCCCUACAAGCUCUUCACCGACCACGGCGGCCUGAACGAGAAGCGGAAGCAGCGGCGCAUCCGGACCACCUUCACCAGCGCGCAGCUCAAGGAGCUGGAGCGCGUCUUCGCCGAGACGCACUACCCCGACAUCUACACGCGCGAGGAGCUGGCCUUGAAGAUCGACCUCACCGAAGCCCGAGUGCAGGUCUGGUUCCAGAACCGGCGGGCGAAGUUCCGCAAGCAGGAGAGGGCGGCGGCAGCGGCGGCGGCGGCGGCCAAGAACGGCUCCUCGGGGAAGAAGUCGGACUCGUCGCGGGACGAUGAGAGCAAAGAGGCCAAGAGCACCGAUCCGGACAGUACGGGCGGCCCGGGGCCGAACCCCAACCCGGCGCCCAGCUGCGGAGGCGGCGGCCCCAGCCCCGCCGGGGGCCAGGGCGGCGCGGGAGCCGGCGGGCCCGGGCCGGAGGUGGGCAAAGGCGCGGCGCCCGGCGGCUUGGCGGCAGCGGGGCCCGGGCAGGGCUGGGCUCCGGGCCCGGGCUCCAUCGCCUCCAUCCCGGAUUCCUUAGGCGGGCCCUUCGCCAGCGUGCUCUCCUCCCUGCAGAGACCCAACGGCACCAAAGGCACCUUGGUGAAGAGCGGCAUGUUCUGA